AAAUGUUUACCAAUAAAAUUUGCUAAGGCAUCCUGGAAAUUCUAAAUUUACUCUAUUGACCCUUUUAAGACCACAGAAACAAAUUGCAUUAAAUGUAAAAUCUUGGAUGAUAACAUUUUAAACUAAGGUCAGCCCUUAUCACAAUUUAUGUAUUAAUCAAUAGAAGGAUAAUUAUUCUCUAAAAUAAGAGGUAUUAUAAGUAAAAGUAUUAACUCUUGAUAAAAAAACUAUAUAAAAUUUUGUUAUAAUCUAAUAACAAAUGAGCAAGCCAACGAAGUUCAUAAGUAAACUUUAUGAGAUUCUUGAAGUGAGUUAUUGAGUUUAAAUUAAAGUCAAAUGAGUAUAGGAAAUAUAUCCGUUGGUUACCAUCUGGGGAUGGGUUUGUGAUUCCUAGGAUUGAAGAAUUUUCUGAAAAAGUGAUGGUUGAAAACUUCACCACGAAAUGCUUUUAAUCUUUUUUGAGAUAGUUGAGUAUGUAUGGAUUCAGCAUGAAGAAAAACGAGAGAAACCAGAAACAAUAUUAGCAUUAGUAUUUUGUGAAGGGGAAUUUCAAGGUUGAAAGUUCGAAGUAUUUAGGAUUUGUAUAAGGUAGUCCGCAAUUAGAGAUAAUAAGCUGUAUCAGUGGAUGAGAGCAAUCUAAAUUAGAUGAGGUAAUCAAAUAUUGAGUUGAAAAUACAAUUGGAUAGAUUGAAGGAACAAUAAGGACUCUUGUCUUACCAUUUAAGAAUUUAAUCUAAAAAACAGGAAUUAAUUUUAAUGAAAUUAGAUGAUUUGUUAAAGGUAAUAGUUUAUUUGAUUGAAAUCAAAUUAGAAAUGCCAGAAGAAAAAGAAUCCUGAAAUUUAUAAGCCUUACAAACAAACAUGGGAUUUGAUGAUGAAUUUGCUGAAGGGUUAUUAACCAUAUUAUGGUUCCAUUCUAAUAGAGCCUUUGUAAGAAAUUUGUGAGCCAAUGACUCCGUUUUCAGAAAUCUAGAAUACUCCACUUUAAUUUCCCUUUAUUUGA
Molecule: messenger RNA, 1003 nt
Organism: Paramecium octaurelia
Lineage: Eukaryota; Ciliophora; Oligohymenophorea; Peniculida; Parameciidae
Source: the annotation of a GenBank genome assembly